AUGGCAGAACCCAACGGCGAUUCCAACGCUUCUAUGAGCAACUCCGUCACCGAUGUUGAGAAAACUCGACCAGGCUCAGAGUCCACGUUGACUCCUCGUGACAAGUCCGCCAAGAAAGAGACCAUGGUGUCUGAUGAGGACGCGCAAAAGCCCCCGCAAGAACCGUCCGUUCAUUCUGUGCACACUCCCAACGAGAAUUCCGAUGAUGCUGUCCCCAAUGGAAGCGAUACCAAGUCUCCCGAUACCGAUGGUGCUGCACCAGGAGGAGACUCGACAGCCGUACCGGCCGGCCGUGUCCCGCCUCAGACUCCUUCUCAGGCGCAGAAGCUGGGCAAGAGCAAGAUUAUCAUCAUCAUGGUCGCGUUAUGCAUGCCCCUCUUCCUAGCCGCUCUCGAUAUGACUAUCGUUUCCACGGCAUUGCCCGUCAUGGCAGCCCAUUUCAAAGCCACCCAGAGUGGCUACUCCUGGAUGGCCUCGUCCUAUCUGCUCGCCAACGCAGCCUGUAUCCCCCUAUGGGGUAAGAUCAGCGAUAUCUGGGGAAGAAAGCCGAUUCUCCUCCUAGCCAACUUCAUCUUUCUUGUAGGAAGUUUGAUCUGCGCGCUGGCCAUCAACAUACCCAUGAUUCUGGCCGGCAGAGCUAUCCAGGGUGCAGGAGGUGGUGGAAUCAUUAUUCUGGCAAAUAUUUGCGUCACGGAUUUGUUCAGCGUGAGGGAACGACCAAUGUACUACGCUAUCUUUGGUGCAACCUGGGCCGUUGCGGGAGCUCUGGGCCCCAUCAUUGGUGGUGCGUUUACCACCAGGGUUACCUGGAGAUGGUGCUUUUACCUCAAUCUACCUGUCGGCGGUGUGUCAUUUGUGAUUCUGCUCAUCUUCCUCUCCGUUGAAACCCCCAAGACCCCCCUCUUGGCCGGUCUCCGUGCUAUCGACUGGCUUGGGACCAUCACCAUCAUUGGCGCGACUCUGAUGUUCCUGUUUGGACUGGAGUUCGGCGGUAUCUCGUACCCCUGGGAUUCGGCCACGGUGAUUUGCUUGAUCGUCUUUGGACCGGUGGUUAUGGUGAUUUUUGCUCUCAUCGAAUGGAAGGUGGCCAAGUACCCAGUCAUGCCCAUGCGACUCUUCCGCGAUUGGCACAAUGUCGUGAUCUUUGGUGUGUGCUUUUGCCACGCCUUCGUGUUCAUUUCUGGGGCUUACUUCCUGCCGUUGUAUUUCCAAACGGUCUUACUGGCCACUCCUAUUCUGAGCGGGGUGUACACGCUGCCGCAGGUCUUAUCACUUUCGGCCAUCUCCGCUACCAUAGGCAUCAUCAUCCGCAAGACCGGCAGGUACAAGGAAGCGAUAACUUUCGGUUUGCUCCUCAUGACGCUCGGGUUCGGUCUCCUAAUCGACUUGAAGCCCUACGCAUCCUGGCCGCGCAUCAUCAUCUACCAGCUCAUUGCGGGAUCCGGCGUCGGGCCCAAUUUCCAGGCUCCCCUGGUGGCUCUCCAAGCCAAUACCCAUCCGUCCGACAUGGCCACUGCCACGGCGACCUUCGGAUUUGUUCGACAACUGGCCAGUUCCAUGUCUGUCGUGCUGGGCGGGGUUGUGUACCAGAACGUCUUCGCCAAGGAGAUCCCCAAACUGACUGCCAUCGUCGGUCCCGAAACCGCCGCAACGCUGGCCAGCUCCUUCUCUGGGUCUGACAAGGACCUCCUCAAAACCCUGCCGCCAAACCAGCGUGAGGCGGUAGCGGCAGCGUUCACGAAGGCUCUUAGUCGCGCCUGGAUUUUCUACUGUGCCGUUGCCGGGUUCGGUCUCCUUAUGAGCCUGUUCAUCAAGCGUAAGGAGCUGAGCUGGUCGCACCAGGUCGCCAAGACCGGUCUGGAGGCUCAGGAGCGUGCUCGCCAGGAGAUGAUAGCCGAGAAGAAGGCUCGCAAGGAGUCGUCCGCUGAGCAGCCAUCAGAGAAGGUCUAA
Molecule: messenger RNA, 1950 nt
Organism: Rasamsonia emersonii CBS 393.64
Lineage: Eukaryota; Fungi; Ascomycota; Eurotiomycetes; Eurotiales; Trichocomaceae
Product: MFS drug transporter
Exons: 5
Coding region: 1-1950 (649 amino acids)
Biological process (GO): transmembrane transport
Molecular function (GO): transmembrane transporter activity
Source: RefSeq, a predicted model, not a curated record